AUGGCAACACUCUCAGGUCUUACAAUGCAAGAACUAGAGACACUCUCGUCUAAGGCCAUCGCUGCAAAGGCCAAUGCUUAUUGUCCUUAUUCCAAAUUCCGCGUUGGUGCUUGUGUUCUCACUAAGACAGGCGAGUAUAUUGCUGGUGCCAAUGUCGAGAAUGUCGCAUAUCCUGUUGGGACCUGUGCGGAAAGGGUAGCUUUUGGUACCGCGGUCGCCGCCGGACACCAAGACUUCAAGGCCGUUGCAGUCGCUACUGAUAUCACACCUGGCGCAUCGCCAUGUGGUAUGUGCAGGCAAUUCAUGCGCGAAUUUACACCCCCAUCGUUUCCUGUUUUCAUGUAUGACGGGCAGGGAAACUAUGCUGUGAGGACAAUGGGAGAGGUAAGCAGUCCUUUCAUUGCCGACUCUUUAUUCCACAUUGCUGCUUGUUUGCGUACAGUUGGGAACUGCUCCGAUUGA
Messenger RNA from Aspergillus fischeri NRRL 181, 462 nucleotides. RefSeq names its product cytidine deaminase. The record is from RefSeq and is a predicted model, not a curated record. Lineage: Eukaryota; Fungi; Ascomycota; Eurotiomycetes; Eurotiales; Aspergillaceae. Gene Ontology annotation, molecular function: zinc ion binding; cytidine deaminase activity. The transcript has 4 exons. Gene Ontology annotation, cellular component: cytosol. Bases 1 to 462 code for a protein of 153 amino acids.